AUAUUUAAUGUUUAAUGCAUGUGUCAUAAGAUUCGAUGUGACGGGGAAUCUUGAAAACUUUUUGGUUUUCAAGGUGAACUAAACAAGGCCGUAGUUUUAAGCACUUCCAAAGUAUGAGAAAAUGUCAUUUGGCUGGCGCUCUAAAUUUCUGUAGGUACUAUGUAAUGUUUCAGCCAUGUAAGAGUGUUUGAUGGUUUGAUUUGUGAAUGCCUCUAUUGCAAUUGGCAUAAUUUCGAACUUAUGAAACAUUGAAACCUAUGAACUGUAACGGUUGGUAAAUGACUGCGUUGUAGGUAACAGGAAAACUUGUGUGUUGCCAUCCAUAGAUUGUGCACAGCUAGUGGCGGAGCCAACAGUCGCAGCGCCGACAUUCCAUCUCCUUGGAGCGCCGCUCAGGCUCGGUCCCUCAGCGCAGAUCUUCUGCUCCUUCCCCCACUCGCGCUCAGUGGCGCUCAGACUCGGUCCCUCAGCUACGGAGGAGCAGUCCCAGGCUCGGCGGCAGCUGCGGCGGCUCCGCCUCUCGCCAGUCGCCUCGCGCCCUCGCCACCGUCCUCCGCACACUGGCCGGCGACCCUGUUGCAAAUAUCUCGAUGUUAAGUGUUUCAAAUUCUAUUGCCGCUGGUCUUCCUAGCUAUGGGCUAUAUGCAGAGACAAGGUUUCUCUCACAGAGCUAUAGGAAGUUCGCAUGGAAAUCCUCUUACAAGUAUCUCAGAAUCCGUGCAGUGCAGGGAAAUGAUGGCCGUCGAAGGCUGGUUGACAUAAUCCGAAUCAUUCCAGAACUCUCAAGGGACUAUUUUAGAAGCCGGUCGAGGCGAGCUCUUUUUGGUGGCAUCUCGCUGCUUGGCGGCUUUUACGUUGCACAGACAAUCUCACUCUCUUUCGGUGCAUUGGGUGUGAAUGAUGUUCUAGCGGCAGUUGUUUGUGUCCUGCUGACUGAGUAUGUGACAAAGUUCUAUUACAGCCAGCCUAAGGUUACCUUCCCCAUUGCUCUCCUCAACAACUUCAAGAUGGGUUUCACAUAUGGCCUGUUUAUUGACGCCUUCAAGCUUGCUAGCUGAGCUGAACUAUGUCCUGCUUGGCUGUUUCUUUGUAUGCUUCUUGAUCACCACAAACAUGACUCUAUACAUACAGUCAUUCUUGUAUGUGAAGAUUGAAUCCAGUUGUUUUAUAGUCUUGGGAUAGCUGGAUCAGAGGAUACAUAACCUUUUAGAAUACAUGGAAUUCAUCUCUGCUGUGCCAAAUUUGCAAACUCCAGGUUAAUCCAAGCUAAUUCUGUACUGAACGGCAGUAAAAUUGCUAUUGGGUUACUGGCUGCUGUUACUGUUGCCAAAUUUAUAAAGUCCUUCGGUAACAUCAGUGUGCCUUGAUUGCUAGCAGCAAUGCGACGACCAUGAGGAAUUCCAGUGAUGCUGUAUGAAAACGUGUUCGAAUGUUUGGUCUGCACAGCUUUAGGUGGUUUCUUGGCACCAUGCUAUUUUCUGAUUGUUUGUUGUUUCUCUGAAUCUCUAAUGGCUGGCUGUGCACUGAGAAGAGGUGUGUUCCUACUUCCUAGUUGGUUAUACAGAUCAGCCUGUACUAAAAUACUGGCAUGUAUAAUCUAAUUAGGAAGUCAAUUCAUGUAUUCCCGACAUCUAUUCGUUGGGUGCUACACAAUAUUACUGUAGUAUUAUUACUGAUAUACAUGGUACAAAUAGAAUGGGAGAACUACCAGGCCCAAGUAUCUGAACUAUGUAAUGAUUAUUGAACUGGCAAUGGGAAUGUAUGCCAUUUUAUGUUUGAAAAUUGCAUUCAGUGAGUUAUAUGAUGAUCAGCAUUGUGUGAGUUA
Sorghum bicolor (sorghum) is the source of this 1825-nucleotide messenger RNA. Its product is annotated as ycf20-like protein. The transcript is spliced from 3 exons. The record is from RefSeq and is a predicted model, not a curated record. Bases 591 to 1058 code for a protein of 155 amino acids. Lineage: Eukaryota; Viridiplantae; Streptophyta; Magnoliopsida; Poales; Poaceae.